CAAACAUGGUCUCACUUUGUACGCGCCCAUUUUUUUAAUUGUAGCAUUCCCUGGGUUCAUAUUAAGCCGUUAAUUCUACAAAAAUUUAACCGAGUUGUGGAUAAGUUUAUUGAAGAUGCCAAAGAGGUUCUCUCUCCAUCAGUGUUUCAGACUGCGGAAUUGAAUAAACUUAAGGAAAGAGUAUACAACAUCCUCCGCCAAUUUGAAGGAACCCCUUUCACUAUACAAAGGCUUUGUGAACUCCUUAUACAGCCCCGAAAACACUAUACUCGUCCGGACAAAUAUCUGCGUGGUUUUGAAAAGGCUUGUCUGGUUGUUUCUACUAUUGAUUGCUUUGGAAAGUACGAAUCGUCUACGGGCAUAGCAAAUGGUUCCUUUACUGAUGGUGCGUCUACCAGUUCAGCUGAGGAAUCUUCGACUGGGACAAAACGGUCAGACGAAGAAGACGAUGAUAUCGAAGAGGACAGUGUGGUUCCACAUGGUUCCAUUAUCGCCACAAGGAGACCCUGUAUCAACUUCUAUCGUCCCCUAGCUUCACCAGCAUGCUCAGCUGAUAGAGUAAGAUUAAUGCUUUUUAGUGCGAGCGUUUGUAUUUGA
Molecule: messenger RNA, 597 nt
Organism: Mesocestoides corti
Lineage: Eukaryota; Metazoa; Platyhelminthes; Cestoda; Cyclophyllidea; Mesocestoididae
Source: the annotation of a GenBank genome assembly